Messenger RNA from Blepharisma stoltei, 300 nucleotides. The record is from the annotation of a GenBank genome assembly. NCBI's taxonomy places the organism in Eukaryota, Ciliophora, Heterotrichea, Heterotrichida, Blepharismidae.
AUGGAAAGGUUUUGGGAAAUAGAAGAAAGGAUUUGAGUAAUUUUUAAAGAAAUUGGAAAAUUAAGAUUUCUAGAUUUUUCAUCAAAAAGGAAAAAGUUAUUGACUGAAGGGUGUUUUAUUAUAAGUAUGCAAAAAUUUAUUUGGAAACAAACAAAUUAUAAAUUACUUAUGAAAUUAGCUGAACAGGAGAUUAGGGGUUAUUGAAGAUUCGAGCAACAAUGAGAAAAUCUUGCUGCCUUUCCCAGAAUAAGUUAUUCUAAAUAUUUUAUGAUAAGCUUGAAUCUCAAUUUUAGAUUUUAG